Messenger RNA from Schizosaccharomyces japonicus yFS275, 1478 nucleotides. RefSeq lists its product as hypothetical. The record is from RefSeq and is a predicted model, not a curated record. The transcript has a single exon. The coding region runs from base 1 to 1182 and encodes 393 amino acids. Lineage: Eukaryota; Fungi; Ascomycota; Schizosaccharomycetes; Schizosaccharomycetales; Schizosaccharomycetaceae.
AUGAAGUCUACUCUCUUUUCCGGAGCUUUCGUUAUCGCUAGUGUUCAAACUGCCUUUGCACUAGGCCCUGUGGCAGCUGUCGCCCGUCAGGGUCUUGCUGUUAAAAUCGACAACAGCAUGACUGAUGCUGCACCUAUACAGAACGCUACGAGUGUUCCUCCAACAUCGGAGCCAGUUCCUCCUACAUCAACUCCUAUCAUUCCUACUACUUCGGUUCCUAUGCCGAACAUUACUACGGAAGCUCCAACGACUUCUUACAUUCCAACUGAGGUCCCUCCCUCCAACACGACGUCGACUCACAUCCCCUCUUCGGAAACGUAUGUACCUACCACUUACGUUCCCCCUGUGAACUCAACUACGCACGUACCCUCUUCGGAAACGUAUGUACCUACCACUUACGUUCCCCCUGUGAACUCGACUACGCACGUACCCUCCUCUGAGACAUAUGUGCCCACUACUCAAGUCCCUCCUGCGAACACGACUACUUCUCAUGCUCCUUCGACUUGGGUUUUCCCGGUGAACACUACUUCGUAUGCACCUACUACUUAUGUUCCUCCUGUGAACACAACCACGUAUGUUCCUACGACCGCUGUUCCUACCUGGAACACGACUACCACACAUGUCCCUACGACUGUUCCCACCUGGAACACGACUACUACGCAUGUCCCUACUUCUGUUCCAUUCUGGAACACUACUAGUUAUGUUCCUACUACCGUACCUACUUGGAACACUACAACCCAUGUCCCUACCACUGUACCUACUUGGAACACAACGACUUAUGUUCCCACUUCGAACAUUACUACUACAUACACUGUUCCUACUCAACACCCCACGAGUGUGCCCGGUAACGAGACCAUGACUGCUACAUGGACGAACCGCACUACUGCACCUCCUAUCACUUACACUGGUACUGACAACAGAACCACUACUUUGGUGCCUGGUACGACUCCUGUUCCCACUGGAACAGGCACUGUUCCUGUGUACCCUCCUACUGGAGUUCCCACUUACGGACCUAACGCAACCAUGGUCAGUAUGACUGUCCCUCCUGCUGAGGGCACUCCUAGCCCUGGCAUGUUUGCAGGAAACCAAACUACGAUCGCUUCUUCCGCAUCACGUUCUGUCUCUUUGAGUGCAUUUGCACCUACAAUCGUGGCUCUUAUUAUUGCUUCUUUCUUUGCUUAAUGUUUGUGUUGACAUAAAACGUCUAUGUGCCGAAACUCCUAGUCCUUUGGUCAUCCUUGGUGAUGCCUUUUAACAUUGUAUUUUUUCCAAGGCGACUAUUGAUGUAAUUAAUAACGGCGCUGCUGACAAAAAGGACACUCUAAAAUUUGUAGGCUAUUUCUAAUUCGUAUGUAUAUUCAUUUACAAUUUUAACUCUGAUAAAUUUCUGAGUCCGAGAGAAAAGGAAUGGAGGAAUACAAUUUAGUGCAUUUCAUAUCGCAUGUAGAAAUCGUAAAGAAGAUAAUUAUAAAAACAAC